UGGGUCACGAGGUCCACGAGGUCACGUCGCGCCGGUCGCGCCUCUAUGACCGUGGGUAGCGCCGCUGGAGGUCAAGGUGAACUGAAUCCAUCGGAAAUGUCAGAAUAUGCUUCAUUCAGCACCCCUUGUCUUAGCUUGGCUGAGGUUGAAGACAAGCUGGAGGAGCUUGAUGUCUAUCUGACUGAAGUGACUCUGAAGCUUCAGCUAAUGAAAGAUCGAGCAGAACUGGAGGACCGCACAGAAGAGCUGCGUCAUGAGCUGGCCGAGAGGAGCCACCAGCACCCUGUGCUACCACCUGUACGCCAUGACCUGUUCCUGAUCCGGGCUGGAGUGGUGGGAAAGUCACCCUCACCUGAUGCUACAGACAGCUGGGAACUCCAUACAUCACUGGCUGAUGAGGGGUUCUCACCAGGAGAGUCCACUCAGAAACAGACCUCACAGCCACAGCUACUGCACUCAAGCCCACAUGCCCAGAGGGGGAAAUCUCACCAGGAAGCCAGUGAUGACAGGCGACGGAAACCUGUCUGCGUCUCCAGCACCUGGCGACCCCGGCGUCGUCAGUCCACCAAGACGCGCCUCUGGUCGACGCGCCGUGACCGACGUCGAGACGCGAGGACCGUGCUCGCGACCUCCCGGAGGGGCCUGAAGAAGGGCGCCCGAUUCCUUCAGCCACGUCGCUCAGAAAGAGCGUCGCUCUCUGAGCAGGCCGUAGAGAGUUCUGUUAGCCACGUGAGGGAGGUGAUCGCGCUAAAGAAGCGCUCGGGUCCGUGGGAGGACAAUUUUCAUCUGAGAAAAGUUGCAGAAAACGUUGCGGAUCGAGGGCGAGGUGGCUGGAAGGACCGUCCUUCCUCCGAAGAGGUGCAAACGCAGGCGGUGUUCGGCUCCACGGCAUGGGCGUCGCUCUCAGAAGGCUCUCUGGUUUGGGCCAAACUAGGCACCUCCAAAUGGUGGCCAGGUAUGCUGGUGCGCGGUGAGCGCGGCGGGAUGACCGGAGCCCACCAACAGCCGUGGGUGUUUUGGUUCGGUGACCAUCGCAUCUCCGAGGUUCCCCGUGACAGGGUGACUGAGUUCUCUGCCGGAUUUGAGUCCCUCGUGCAGCCUGAUUACGCCAACAAAACCUACCAGCUGGGCCUAGUGGAGGCGCUCAGGGAGUGUCGCCGCCAGCUGGGCCUUGACCCAAUGACCGGGUCACUGCACCAGGUCAUCAACUGGGGCAGGUCGGCCGUCACCCGGGGCAUGACCUUUCGAGAUGUGAGCGUGCCUGCGUUUGUGCUCUCGUACCUGGAGAAAAUCCGUAAGAGUCAGCGCCGGGAUGGAGGUUCUGCUAGCGAGGGGAAGCCGGGGCCGACCGAGUACCGGGUGCCACCGAGACCCGACGAUCAGAGAGCUCAGUGGCCACGCUCUGUAUCUCUGGAGUCGGUCUGCCUCUCUUGUGGUUCGAACCAGGUGGUGAGGGGACACCCGCUCUUCAUCGGCGGGCUAUGCUCCACCUGCGAACAGGCAGUCACGGACACAAUGUUCGCUUUGGCAGAGGACAAUAUCAGUCCCUACUGUGUGGUCUGCUGCCAGCUAGGUCAGCUGCUUAUUUGUGAUGAAGCCGCGUGCAGCAGGGGCUACUGUUACGUCUGUCUGCGACUGCUGAUUGGUCGUGACGCCCCGGAGUCUCUGACGUCACUAGCUGUCUGGCGCUGCCCUAUGUGUCACGCGACGCGUGACGUCACUGGCCUGCUGCGACGCCGUCCGGACUGGAAACAGCAGGUGGCGGCUCUGUUCACCCCUCGGACCCGUCCCACGCCGCCCCCUCCGGCCGACCAGUUCCGGGACCGGCGACCCAUCCGAGUCCUGUCGCUGUUUGACGGCAUCGCUACCGGGAUGCACGUGCUGACACAGCUGGGGGUGGCCGUGGAGGUGUACCUGGCCUCGGAGACAGAUCAGGACGCCAUCCACGUGGCUGAGAUGAACCACCCGCGCGUCACGCAGAUCGGGCCCGUCGAGACGCUCACCGAUAGUAAGAUAUGCGAGCUGGCGCCCAUGGACCUGGUACUGGCCGGCUCGCCGUGCACUGACCUCAGCGUGGUCAACCCCGCCCGGUGCGGCCUCUACGACCCGGAGGGCACCGGUAUCCUGUUUUUCGACUUUUACCGCGUGCUGCGCAGUGUGGAGGUGUCCAACCGGGGUCGGCACAUGUUCUGGCUGUUUGAGAACACCGCCUCCAUGCCGCUCGAGUACAGAAAGGUCAUCUCGAGGUUUUUGGGGAUGGAGCCGGCCCUGAUUGACGCCAAACACUUCACGGCCCAGAGUCGACCGCGGUUCUUCUGGGGAAACAUACCCGGUCUGUACACACCGCUGCCGCCCCACCUACUGCAGUCAGAGCACAGUAUCGAGCCGUGCCUGGUGCUGCCCAGUCGGCGGCCAGUCACGGAACAGGUGGGCUGCGUCACGACGAGCCGCAACUCACUGCGUCAGGGAAAGCUGGGCGUCACGCCUGUGACGAUGGACGGCGAGGGUGACGUGAUGUGGAUCACCGAAAUCGAACAGAUGUUUGGCCUGCCGCGCCACUACACGGACCUGGGCAGUCUGGGCCCGCAGAAGCGACAACAGCUGUUGGGCAGGGCCUGGAGUGUGCCCGUCAUCAGGCACAUUCUGCACAGCCUGACGCCCUUCUUCGCAACGGCAGACGGAGAGACAGAGAGGGCCUAGUGAGCUCAAAGGUUGGAGAUCUACCCGUGAGAGAUCCUAUGUGGGGAGGGGCACUUAGUGCUGAGUUCCAGUAAUGUGUUGGGAGAAGUGGCUAUUCCAGAAAGCUAGCUAUUCGGUUGUAACAGUUUUGUCCCUUGUCAUACUCAUGUAUGUGCGCUGUGCCUGUUUUUGCUUGUUGAUGUUUAAGCAGCAUCAGUGACCAAAAUGUUUCGGCUGUGAUAACCUGGGUGCUGUUGUGACCAACCAUUGUGUGUUCAGCUUCGCUGACUUUUUGUUGUGCGUUGCGUAUAGUGUAAUGCUCCCUUUUCACCAUGUGAUUUUGAUCUUCUGUCACUGAUCUCGACAAUGAAUGGUGCUAGUCGUGACCUGUUUCAUACGCGUAUUUGUUGCAUGUUUCGAUGUUCAAAUUGUUUAUCUCUAUGGCACGCCCAAUGUUCACUGGUUACCUGUGUGUAUUUGUUAUGUAACCAGUCAGCUGGUUCACCGAAAGCUAGUCAAUUGUUGAACGUAGCGGUGCAGCCUUCUGUGAAAACCAGGAGUCAACUUCCCCUAGCGAUAUAUGAGCGUCUGUGUCUUGCGUAAGCUAUUGGUUUAGCCAAGUCAUUGUGCUUUUUGAACUCUUCAUAAUCUUCCAAUGCAACAGAUGUCAGAUCUGUCGUUUUUUAAGAAAGUAGAUGGUAGCUCGGAAACCCUUUGCUUCUGGAGCAUUGCUACGAACAGGAUAUUAACCCUCGCCCGCACAUGGGGGGGGGGGGGGGGGUUGCCACCCCCCCCCCCCAGGUAGUCUUUCUGCUCUGCACUCAACAUUUUUAGAGCUAGAAGGCUGAUUUUUCGUAUAGCUGCUCGUCUAUCCUUUCUUGAUGUCCACUGAAAAUUUCAAGUUUCUGUGAUUUUUGGUUUCGGAGAUAUGACCUUGUUUUUCAGGUCAUGUCAUGACCCAAAUGGCCAAUUCUCAACAUGUUGCGUUUGCCAUGGGCCUUGUGAGCUUUUGACACCCUGAUUUCGGCCUUUUUUGCUAGUCUUACCUCCCACCUAUCAUGGAACAUGUUGUUGGACGAUGUACAGGGGUCAAGGUCAGGGUCAAGGUCAACCUAGGUCAUCUAAGAUAAUUGCGUUUUAGGCAAGCUGAAUUUACUUUUUGUGAAGUUUUUUGACUGUAUUUUUGGUAAAAGCUUCUCAGAUCAUGAUUUCAUGUAAUAUGGACCCAAAAACAAUCGGUGCACACAUCAGUAUACACACAGACACACACAGACAUACAAACACAUAUAAUUGACCUUGACCUAACUUGACCUGAAAUGACCUCAGCAGCAAAAUUCUGGUCGGGUAGUGUGACAAAGAGGUUCUAGCUGGCUUGGCACCAGAAAACAGCAUCGUCAUCGGUAUUUGAUAAGCAGCGCACUUGAUAUCCAACGGUGACCCAAAACAGCAACAUUUUUUAGUUUGACCUGACCUGGAAGGUCAAUGACUGACCUGAGAAGGUAAAACUGGGUAUCAUUGGAUUCGUCUCUUCCCAAAGAAUCUUUUUUGUCUUUACCGCUAAGCUCUACCUCCAACAGGAACGAAAUGGCGCGGGGGGGGGGGGUGGCAACCACCCCCCCCCAUGUGCGUUCUAGGAUGGGAAAAUGGCAUGUGCGGGCGAGGGUUAAGCUCAGUGCACAGUAACUCAGCUAUCAGUUGCAUGUUGACCACUCUGUUUCUUCUGAAUACAUAUAUUGUCAUUCGUACAACA
Molecule: messenger RNA, 4429 nt
Organism: Amphibalanus amphitrite
Lineage: Eukaryota; Metazoa; Arthropoda; Thecostraca; Balanomorpha; Balanidae
Product: DNA (cytosine-5)-methyltransferase 3C-like
Exons: 18
Coding region: 46-2700 (884 amino acids)
Biological process (GO): regulation of gene expression
Cellular component (GO): nucleus
Molecular function (GO): methyltransferase activity
Source: RefSeq, a predicted model, not a curated record